Messenger RNA from Anguilla rostrata (American eel), 2503 nucleotides. RefSeq lists its product as uncharacterized. Bases 137 to 733 code for a protein of 198 amino acids. Lineage: Eukaryota; Metazoa; Chordata; Actinopteri; Anguilliformes; Anguillidae. The record is from RefSeq and is a predicted model, not a curated record. Gene Ontology annotation, molecular function: calcium ion binding. The transcript has 5 exons.
UCCAGCAAAUUAAAUCUCCUAAUACCCAAUCCCUCAAAUGUGGUGCGCUACGGAUGGGUGGUAUUAGCCGCGAUAAACCUGGGAUCUGGUAUAUAAUGUUGGUUUGUGCGCCGAAUGGGCGAAAGGGGUGAAUUUGAUGGACUGGAAGAUGGGGCAAGCUGCAAUCUUGCCCUGCAGGAGCGGGGGUACCUACGUCAUGGAGCUCUAUGAGUGGUUUAGAAAGUUCAUAAACGAGUGUCCGAGCGGACAGAUCACGCUCCACGAGUUCCGCAGGCACUUCUGCGACGGGACGGUGGGCACGGAGUCCGCUGAGUACGCCGAGCAGAUAUUUCGGACCCUGGACAACAACGGGGACGGGGUGGUGGACUUCCGGGAGUACGUGACGGCCAUCAGCAUGCUGGUGGAGGGCUCCCCGAUGGAAAAGCUGCGCUGGUCCUUCAAGCUGUACGACAAAGAUAAAGACGGCACCAUAACCCGGGCGGAGAUGCUGGAGAUCAUGCAGGCGGUGUACAAGAUGAGCGUGGCGGCCUCCAUCACCCAGCCCAACCCCCUCACAGCGGAGGAAUGCACGAACAGGAUAUUCGUCCGCCUGGACAAAGACAAAAAUGCCGUCAUCACGUUGGAUGAGUUCAUCGAGGGCGCGCUGGACGACGAGUGGAUCAGAGAGAUGUUGGAGUGUGAUCUCCACACUGUGAAAGUGGAGAGGCCCCUGAAGAGCCCGGGGCCCCCCUAGCACUCUAUCUGCUCCUGUAGCUCGGGGCCCCCCUAGCACCCUAUCUGCCCCUGUAGCCCGGGGCCCCUCUACUGCCCUAUCUGCUCCUGUAGCCCAGACACCUCUACUGCCCUAUCUGCCCCUGCAGCCCGGGGCCCCUCUACUGCCCUAUCUGCCCCUGUAGCCCGGGGCCCCUCUACUGCCCUAUCUGCUCCUGUAGCUCGGGGCCCCUCUAGCACCCUAUCUGCUCCUGUAGCUCGGGGCCCCUCUAGCACCCUAUCUGCCCCUGUAGCCCAGGCCCCUCUAGUCCCAUAUCUGCUCCUGUAGCCCAAUCCCCCCUACUGCCCUAUCUGCUCCUGUAGCUCGGGGCCCCUCUAGCACCCUAUCUGCUCCUGUCGCCCGGGGCCCCUCUACUGCCCUAUCUGCUCCUGUAGCUCGGGGACCCUCUAGUGCCCCAUCUGCCCCUGUAGCCCAGGCCCCUGUAGUGCCCCAUCUGCUCCUGUAGCCCAGGGCCCUCUAGUGCCCUAUCUGCUCCUGUAGCUCGGGGCCCCUCUAGUGCCCUAUCUGCCCCUGUAGCCCAAUCCCCCCUACUGCCCUAUCUGCUCCUGUAGCCCAGGCCCCUCUAGUGCCCUAUCUGCUCCUGUAGCCCAGGGCCCCUCUACUGCCCUAUCUGCUCCUGUAGCCCAAUCCCCUCUAGUGCCCUAUCUGCUCCUGUAGCCCAGGGCCCCUCUACUGCCCUAUCUGCUCCUGUAGCCCAAUCCCCUCUAGUGCCCUAUCUGCUCCUGUAGCUCAGGGCCCUUCUAGCGGAUGUACAGUAUGCUAUUAUUGUAAAUCACUCUGCAUAAGAACACAUGCUAAAUUAACCCCUUCAUGCAGACGCUAAAUCUGGCACCUUCCCCCAUUUAUGUAGUUUUUAUGUGUAUUUAUGGCCUAUUUACGGCUUUAUAACUUCAUGUGAGAAUCAUAGAGAAAAUGGCUUAAGUGAAGCAUGACAUCUGUACCAUUUGUAAUACUAACUUACAUCAUGUAUACUUUUAGUUGUUCUCUUUUAGUUUGAAAUGAAAUGCUAAGAAAUCACAUAUAUAAAGCAGGUACGUAAAACUCCACAUGAUGUCAGAUGUGUAAUUCACCAUUUCUUAGCCAUAGGAAGCUUCAAAGUGUUCGGCCAGCAAAGCCUGGAGAUAAGACAUGGCAGGAACUGAGGGUUACUAUCUGAGGUGUGAAUGUGUGUGUCUGCCACGCGUGAGUGUGUGUGUGUGCCUGCGUGUGAGUGUGUGUGUGUGUCAGAGGGGGUGUCCAUGCCCCUGCCCUCUCAUCUUUUCCACUAGUUCAAAUAUGCAGCUUUCUUUUAGUUUCCAGUUAGUUUUUGAGGGAAGGAAGAAGUCUUGUAACAAGAGUCUUGCAUCUUGGUCUAGGAUUCUACAUUUCAUCUCUAGUUCCUUUGGAAUAUUCUGCUGUCUUUUGUUUUUUGCCUUUUGGAUUACUUUGGGACAAAAGCUGUGGUUUGGCAUCUUCUCUCAUUCAUUUCUUGUGUGACUGUCCAUGUCUGUAACCUGUGCUAAUUGUAUUAAGGUAGAUGAACCUCGUCUUUAGAUUAGACGUGAAUAUUUGUAACUUAAUAAAUUUCUUAGUUUCAAUCUGGUUGUGAGUCGUACAUUUUGAUAAAGGUUGAUCCAAACUGUUUGCACCUCCUAUCAGCGAAUUCGGUGAUUUGAUUGACAAUUCAUGUAUUUGAUAAUAAUAAAGUAAGUGAGGUGUUUUAACGGUUGAUACACUUGGUUGGUGUUCAGU